Molecule: messenger RNA, 834 nt
Organism: Protopolystoma xenopodis
Lineage: Eukaryota; Metazoa; Platyhelminthes; Monogenea; Polystomatidea; Polystomatidae
Source: the annotation of a GenBank genome assembly
AUGGAUCCUACUUCAUCAACUCCUAGAGUUCUCCGUCUAGUUAAGCCGACUCCUUCAUCCACUAGAUAUUUAGAUCGAAGCUCUAGUGAUGCAGUUGUCAAUGAAUCAACCCCUUUGAUACACCGAAGGCCCUAUUCUGCACCAGUUAAGUCUGUUACCGUUGAUGUCUUGGCUGCUAGGACACGUUGCUCUGUUCCCUGUACAUCUCAGAACGGAAAGCAGAGCCAGACGGAUGAUGAGCUCUAUGGAGUAGGGCCUUCAAUCUGGCGUGAGAUGGGAGCGGUUCGGCAUCCAUUUUAUGCCGGUCAAGUAAAAAAGCAAACUUGCUCAGCAGCUGUAGAUGCACGGAUUAUGACCUCAUGUGCGAUGAUGAGUGGAUUGUUAAAUCAAACCACGGAAAAAUCUACACCUUUAACGUUUCAAGAAGGUCUACCAAAACAAGCUGUAUUUAAUGAAGGCGAAAAGCUAAAAGAAUAUGAAGAAGCAGAGCAAGAUCGACAAAAGGGCAAAAAGAGGAAAAGUGACGAAAGCAGCCAAUAUGUUUCCCAGAGAAAAGAAUACUCAGUAAAUUUUUGUCAGGGGCAGGCCAAUGGGGAUGUAUAUAAAGAAGUUGGCCAAGAAAAUGAUUAUUUCCAGUUUUACCGACCCGGUCAAUGUGAUCAAUAUAGAGCAUUGCGCUCCAAAGUUCAAGUUGUAGAGCAGGAGGCUAACCAGUCAAGAAGAAUAAAUGGAGUAUCACCAAUAGUUAUACUUCAAAAGAGACAAAAUGAUCAGGAAAAACCCACUAAUUUCGCUGAAUCAAAAGUAAGUUACGUUCUCUCAUAUCCCUUUUGA